Molecule: messenger RNA, 684 nt
Organism: Penicillium cinerascens
Lineage: Eukaryota; Fungi; Ascomycota; Eurotiomycetes; Eurotiales; Aspergillaceae
Product: peptide alpha-N-acetyltransferase MAK3
Exons: 2
Coding region: 1-684 (227 amino acids)
Biological process (GO): N-terminal peptidyl-methionine acetylation
Cellular component (GO): NatC complex
Molecular function (GO): protein-N-terminal amino-acid acetyltransferase activity
Source: RefSeq, a predicted model, not a curated record
AUGGCAAUCGGGACCUUCAGCUACUCCGCCCUCUCAUCCCACCAACCACCUCCGACCUCCGAACCUCCGUCCCUCCUUCAUGACGCCGCGGCGAUGAGCCAAGAUGCCCCCGAUGACCUCCGCUACGUGCGAUACGACAGCGCUCGCGAAAAUGAAUACGUCGCCGCCAUGCGCCAGCUGAUCUCCAAGGAUCUGUCCGAGCCCUACAGCAUUUACGUCUACCGCUACUUCCUGUACCAAUGGGGCGACCUCUGCUUCCUGGCGAUGGACAACAAGGAUGAGAUGGUCGGUGUGGUCGUGUCAAAACUUGAGCCGCAUCGCAAUGGCCCUCUGAGGGGGUAUAUUGCCAUGCUGGCUGUGAGCGAGGGGUACCGGGGCCGCGGAAUUGCCACGAAGCUUGUGCGCAUGGCAAUUGAUGCCAUGAUUGAGCGCGACGCAGACGAAAUCGUUCUCGAAACCGAGAUGACCAACACCGCCGCGAUGAAACUCUACGAGCGACUCGGCUUCCUCCGCAGCAAGCGACUCCACCGAUACUAUUUGAAUGGCAACUCAGCCUACCGCCUUGUCCUCUAUCUGAAAGAAGGCACUGGCUCGAUUCGAACUACUUUUGAUUCUUAUCCUCCACUUUAUCCGGCACCCCCUCCUCCUGUUGUGACCGUUACACAAGUCAAUGGGAGUAGCUGA